GCAAAACAUUGUUCGGAUUGGCUAGUUAUAACUUGUGUGUUUCUGCGUCAGAAGAUAGAGCUUAAGUCUGUGCAGACGUUUUGGGUAAGUAAUUCGUUCAAGUAUUUCUCUGCGUAACAAGCAAUUAGCCGUCUAAUAGUGUACGCAUGCAUGCCAUUGUUCAAACUGUGAAUGACGAUGAGUUUUUCGUGCACUCUGGCCUAUUGUGAGUCGAAUGUCAAGUAUCCUUCUGCUUGGUCGACGUCGGUGCAAGCAAGCAACCAGUCAUGAAUCGGGACGAUUCAAACAACGUCGAUUAACCGACUACCCGUCUAGCUCAGACUCUGAAAGCAUAAAGUCAAGUGUUGAGCUUAUUACAAGCCACAAUCUUCGUAACAGCAACACAGUUUUGACCAAAAAGUCGGACACGCGAACCCAGCAGUGCCUCCAUGAUUGGUCCAAAAUCCUUCCGCGUCUGGUACAACGGGUCGUUGGUGCGCUUAACAAAGGCACGCAUCACUUAUCAAACCAUGCACUACACUGGACAGCAAACGAGUACCAACGGUCAUGUGAACUUUGAAUUUGACCCGCCUUCAUCGAAGUGCGGUAUACAGCUGUGUGCCGCCUACCACUCACCAGUGGAUAUUUGUGGAGUCACCCAUGCUGACCCCCAAUUAUUCCCUACUCAGCUAUCACACAUGGUCACCUCCCUUGGUGUGAAGCUAAGCGACUGGCAUAUCCAUUGUAUAGAACAUCGGGAAAAGGGGGACUGGCAGGGAGUAGAUCGGUGUUAUGAUGACCAUAUGCUGCAAACGAAAUGAAUUAGCUACCAAAACUUUCGAAACUUUACUGCAGCAUUUUCACGUGAACAGAUUUUUUAUGCUGUGUGCUACCGGGAACCCAUUUAUUUGCAUUCCAUUUGAACCGUUAUGAGGGUCGCACUAGAUUGCCAUUGCCAAAGAGAUUUG
Molecule: messenger RNA, 947 nt
Organism: Opisthorchis viverrini
Lineage: Eukaryota; Metazoa; Platyhelminthes; Trematoda; Opisthorchiida; Opisthorchiidae
Exons: 4
Coding region: 429-800 (123 amino acids)
Source: RefSeq, a predicted model, not a curated record